Molecule: messenger RNA, 886 nt
Organism: Phalaenopsis equestris
Lineage: Eukaryota; Viridiplantae; Streptophyta; Magnoliopsida; Asparagales; Orchidaceae
Product: mitochondrial import receptor subunit TOM20-like
Exons: 6
Coding region: 168-770 (200 amino acids)
Biological process (GO): protein insertion into mitochondrial outer membrane
Cellular component (GO): mitochondrial outer membrane translocase complex
Molecular function (GO): protein binding
Source: RefSeq, a predicted model, not a curated record
AAAAAAUUUACGCCCAACCGCGGUCGUUCCGCGUGGCGAGCGGGCAGGGUCUCCUGUGUCGAUUGCAACAGCGGUGCAACUUUUAACCCCUAAAACCCUAAAACCCUAAAACCCUAAAACCCUAAAGCGUAAGCGAUUCUUGGCGUUUCGUCUUCCUCGUUUGCGACAUGGAUUUGGGUCAGAUCGACUACGAUCGUCUCCUCUUCUACCAGCAGGCUCGCAUGGAAGCCGAGGCUGCUUACGCGAAGAAUCCCCUCGACGCCGAGAAUCUCACCACGUGGGGCAAAGCACUGCUUGAUCUGUCGCAAUUCCAGAUCCCCUCCGAGUCACUGAAACUAGUGAAAGACGCUGCUUCAAAGAUGGAGGAGGCCCUGCAGAUUGAUCCCAGGAAACAUGACACCCUCUGGUGUUUGGGCAAUGCGCACACUUCCCAUGCAUUUUCCCUUAAUGACCACGAUGCUGCAAAGGCAUAUUUCGGGAAGGCAACGCAGUGCUUUCAGCAGGCACUGGAGGAGGAUCCAGGCAAUGAGAUCUACAUGAAGUCACUAGAAUUCUCGUUUAAGGGACCUGAAUUGCACAUGGAGAUUCAACGGCAGAUGGCUAAUCAACCAGAUGCAAGUAGGCGCUCCUCAACCUCAAAUACAAAGGUGUCAAAAAAGAAGAAAAAAAGCGAUCUUAAAUAUGACAUACUUGGUUGGGUAAUUCUCGCUAUAGGGAUCGUCACAUGGGUCGGUAUGGCAAAAAGUCAUAUACCUCCACCACCUAGGUGAAAAUAUGCUUUCCUGUCCUUGUCAUCGUACAAUUCUCAGUGGCACCUAAGUUUCACAAAUGUGGCCCAUCUUCGGUGUAAAAACUUGUGGAAGUUUUCUUAUAUGAAAAUUAACGG